UUGACUUUGCUCACUUCGGGCCCGGGCGCGGGAAGGUGCGGGUCGUUGGGCUUGAGCGUGGUGGCAGCCGAGAGGCCAGAAGGACAAGACCUGCCCGACGGCCACAUCCCGAAUCGGCCUCCCUCCACCGCGUGACGGGUGCCACCCUCGGGUCCGCCAUCCCCGCGCCGUCGCCGCCGAGCUCGGCCUCCAGAACCAGCGGAAAGAAUCACAUGAACUCGGUCCUGGUCCCUCUCAACCCUCAACGACGUGAAAGGACACCGUGGCCCUCAGCCUCGCGGCGCCGGGGAGGCUGGGCGAGAGACCUCCAUCCCGCGGCCUGCAGAGCGCCCCUUCGCGGAGACCCGAAACCCUCUGGAUCCCAGGGUCCCACGUCUUCUCCUUCUGCUGCUGCUCUUGGCCUGUGCACAAAGCCCUGUGCUGAUUCUCUGCCUAGGAAAGGAUCAUGCAGCUGGAGGUCAAGGUGGCCCUCAACUUCAUCAUCUCCUAUUUAUACAACAAGCUGCCCCGGCGCCGGGCAGACCUGUUUGGGGAGGAGUUGGAGCGGCUUUUGAAAAAGAAGUAUGAGGGCCACUGGUACCCUGAGAAGCCACUGAAGGGCUCUGGCUUCCGCUGUGUCCACAUCGGGGAGGUGGUAGACCCUGUGGUGGAGCUGGCCGCUAAGCGGAGUGGCCUAGCAGUGGAGGAUGUGCGGGCCAACGUCCCUGAAGAGCUGAGUGUCUGGAUUGACCCUUUCGAGGUGUCUUACCAGAUUGGUGAGAAGGGAACUGUGAAGGUCCUCUACCUGGAUGACAGUGAGGGGGGUGGUGCCCCGGAGCUGGACAAGGAGAUCAAGAGCAGCUUCAACCCCGAUGCCCAAGUGUUUGUGCCCAUCGGCAGCCAGGACAGCUCCCUGUCCAACUCCCCAUCGCCGUCGUUUGGCCAGUCGCCCAGCCCCACCUUCAUCCCCCGCUCUGCCCAGCCCAUCACCUUCACCACGGCCUCCUUCGCUGCCACCAAAUUCGGCUCCACCAAGAUGAAGAAGGGCGGUGGAGCGUCCAGCAGCGUGAGCAUGGCCGGCAGCGGGCCAAGUGGCCAGCAGCCACCUCAGCAGCAGCCUCGCCUGGCCCGCUCGCCCACAAAUAACCUGCUGAAGCACAAGAGCCUCUCUUUGUCUAUGCAUUCACUGAACUUCAUCACAGCCAAUCCGGCCCCUCAGUCCCAGCUUUCGCCCAAUGCCAAGGAGUUUGUGUACAACGGUGGUGGCUCACCCAGCCUCUUCUUCGAUGGGGCAGACGGCCAGAGCAGCAGCACCACUGCAGCCGCCUUCGGGAGCAGCGGAGCUGGCACUUGCAACAGCAGCAGCUUCGACGUGUCCCAGGUGUUCGGAGGUGGCGCCAACAGCCUCUUCUUGGAGAAAACGCCCUUCGUAGACGGCCUCAGCUACAACCUCAACACCAUGCAGUAUCCCAACCAGCCCUUCCAGCCUGUCGUGCUGGCCAACUGACCGUCUUCCUGUCCGCCUGGCCGGGAGCACCCACGACCACCGAAAAGAGAAAGAAAAGGCCAAACAAAAGAGGAAAAGAAAACUAUACAAAAAAGAUUCCAGUCUUCUCAUUCUUACAGCUAGGAAAAAGAUCUGCCCAGGCACAGAGUAGGAGGGGCUCCCGAAGCACGAGGUGUUCAACUCAGCCCCUGACAGUUUUUCUGCCUGCCUCUGAUUUCAUUUGGUUGGGUUGGGUUUUUUCUUUUUUUUUUUUGGUUACGUGUACCUUUAGUCAGUGGCCCCCUGUGCUAAGAAUGGCGUCCAGGCGUGAAUUGCUGCCCCUACUCCCUUCAUGCUCCUUUGGGAUUGGUGCAGUCAGGCUCACGGGAAAGGAGGAGCAGCAGCUGGAAUCAGAUGUCCCCUGGAGCAGGGAGAGGCUGGCCCCCACGUCCACGGCCUCAUCCUAGCUAUCUUCUUAGGCCCUGUUACCCAAAUAGGUCUGGCCCUAGCUUCAACUCCCUCUCAGGCAGGGCCAUAGCAAGCUGCUGACUGGCCAUUUGACACCCUCCCCCUAAAGCUAAUAUCUGUGACUGUAGUGAGGUUAGCACUUUUUCUAGUUGAAACCCUUCUCUGUCCUGUGGCCCUGCCCCUCACCCGCUCCGGGCCUGGACAAGCUAUAUGCAACCUCUCUCCAGCACAGCCUUUCCCUGAGCCUGAGGUUAGGGCAGGGGGGAGUGGUUGGGGUAAGUGUAUAUUUUUGUGUGUGCAUUCAUGCCUGUGAGUGUGUGUGGCCUGCUGUUGUGUUCUAAAGGAUUCCAAGCCACAUGGAACUUCCCCUCCCUGGGUGUGAUUUCUGGGUUGUAACAAGUGCUUAUUUAUAUGCAGGGUUAGGGGAUGGGCCCAGGUGGGUUGAUAGCCCUCUGUAAGGCUGUAGGGCAGUGGAUGUGGUGGGGUGAUGUGUGGCUAAGCCUAAGAAACUCAGAGGAAAGCACUGCGUAAGGAACUGCUUUCCCAGAUUGCAGAGAGAUCUGCGCUUUUGUUUGAUUUUGACCAAAAAAUAAAAAAAUCUGAAGGGCAGGAAGAACCCCCAAACCUGAUGCCUAAGAGGAGUCCCUAGACAUAAGCAGCUCUAUUAUGUGCCCUUAGCCCAGGGUAGGACAGGGAGACAAUUUGGAGUCAGUGCCUGUGGUGGGCAGUCGUGAGCCUUGAAUUGAGGCCGUGCUUUUUGGUAUAGGUGUAGAGGCAUCUGUGCCUGUCUGAGAACUCCUAGUUCCUCUCUUGCCAUACUGUGUCUGCGUUCACCUAGCACGACUUGACCUUGAUGCUACGAGAUGGGAUCUCGCAGGCAGCUAGGAGAAGCCCCUUCACCAGAAAGCACCAAAGCCCCGGCCCCAUCGUAACUCCAUUCUCCCCAGGGACUCCAAGUGGGAACUGCUGUGGCAGUGAGGUCAGCCCAGACAGACACUGCCAACCCCUCCUCCUUGCGUUGGGCACCAGCUCUACCUCCCCCAGCAGGGCAAGGCCCCGCGCUCUCAGCCCAGCACCACCUCCCCUCUAGUCUUCCCCAGCUCGCCCAUUCUGGGCCUCCUGUCCCUCCAUCCUCAGCACCCACACAGGUGACAGCCCCAGGUCAGCAACCUCUGGGACAAGUUGAGUGUUGCCUUAUCCCCACUUCCAGCCCCUCCUCCCACACGAACACAGCUACCAUCUGCGCCCAAGCCAGCUUGUUUUCUCACACAUGGGGACACUGGAGCCCCGCCCCUUGUGUCUUUUGAAAUAGGAAGAAAAAAAAUGAGUGUUCAGGAACAUGACUCCUGGACUGGGCUCUCGGGCCCAGUUUAGUGUCUCAUCGCAAAUCUAGGCAUUUUUGCUUCAAUUUUAUUUUUUUUAAGAAAAAAAGAAAAACAACUCUGCACUAAUUUACCUGGUUUCGUAGAAAAACUUUUUUUUCUUUUUUACAUUUUUGGUGUCCGUUUGUAUUGAAUAAUUUGCUACAUUUGUAAAAUGUAAGAGGUAUAUAUAAUAUAUGUAUAUUUCUAAUGUAAGAAACGUAAUUUUUUUUUCUUUUCAAGAUUUUUUCUUAAAAAGAGGAGAGAAACCAAUAUUUUUUCAGGAAAAACAAACUUUUAAAAAAUAGGAACAUAAAACCUUUUCCUCCCCUUUCCCAACCUCUCUUUCCCUCCCUCUCACCCAGGAGCAAACCAGAAGGUGGAUUAUCUUGUCAAACAUGUCAGCUGUCUUCUUCUUGAUGCUGUAAAGCCUCAGUAGCUCUCCCUAGAGACGGGAAGAGGCAUUGAGGCAGCCAUAGAGAGAGGAGCCUGGGAGCAGGGCGAUGACCUUUUUUUUCUCUAGUGAAGGAAGAAUGCAAUCAAGACAUUUUGUAUUCAGAACGUUGUGCAAUAUUUUGGAAUGAGACAUUGGUGUGUUUAGAGAUUUAGUUUCAAAACAAAGAUUGAUCAAAUCUGUACAGUUUAUAUUGUUCCAGAUUUUUUUAAGUUUGUAUUAAAAGCAUGAUAUAUAAUAA
This is a messenger RNA of Meriones unguiculatus (Mongolian gerbil), 3989 nucleotides long. It is a transcript of the gene Tob2, whose product is annotated as transducer of ERBB2, 2. The coding region runs from base 446 to 1486 and encodes 346 amino acids. Gene Ontology annotation, cellular component: nucleus; cytoplasm. Gene Ontology annotation, biological process: regulation of gene expression. The record is from RefSeq and is a predicted model, not a curated record. Gene Ontology annotation, molecular function: transcription corepressor activity. The transcript has 2 exons. Lineage: Eukaryota; Metazoa; Chordata; Mammalia; Rodentia; Muridae.